Molecule: messenger RNA, 1651 nt
Organism: Onthophagus taurus
Lineage: Eukaryota; Metazoa; Arthropoda; Insecta; Coleoptera; Scarabaeidae
Source: RefSeq, a predicted model, not a curated record
AUUAUAAUUAAGGUUUAAAUAGUAAUGGGGGGUAACACACAGAUAUUUUAAAUUAACUGUAUAAUAUAUCCGUUUGUUGCCCUUGGAGGAAGGUUUAAUUUUGAAAUAACACCCAAUUUUAAAAAAUUUCAAAGAAACGCUUCGUCAUUUUGUGGUGAUAUAGUUUUGAAAGGAACACAAAAAAAAACGUUACUUGCGUAUCUGAUGUAAUAAGCUUAGCGUGGCUUGGUGAAAGUUUUGAAUCAUUAGUGUUAAGAUUAUGUCUUUCAAAAGACUUCCUAUUUUAAAGAAAUGUUCAAUCUUUCUAUUUUAUAACCACAUGACACAGAGAAAACAUCGUCUAUUAUUCUCAAAAAAUCUUUGAAAACCACGAAAUUAAUUAAUUAAGCAUUAAGCAAUAAAAAGCUUUUUUAUAUAAAUUUCAAUUUAAGAAAACAACUGACCUUAGAAGACCAAACAUAAUCCAUUGCAUAAUCGACAAGUAUUUACGGUUGGUUGGACGUUUCUUAAAUUGGCUGAAUACGGACAGUUUCUUCAGAGAGGUGGAAGAUAAGAGGUGCGUAACAACGUCGCAAUUUCUCGCAAAUAGUUCUUCGUAAAUAAAUAUAUAGUUUUGAGUGAGCGCGAAAAUUUAUCCUAUAUUUAUGGAUCUUCGAAACAUUAAUAAAUUUGCUUUAAUAAAUUUACAUUAAUAAUGAAUUUCUGUGAACUAUUUUUCAUCAUUUAUUUUAGUUUCGAGUUAUGCGCCAGAGCACUAUCUAAAGAAGAACAAAAUGAAGCAAUUUCAGAUGUAAAGCUAACAUGUCCAAGUAGAAAGAUACCAGUGCCCCUUUUAGCAUUACCAUGCGAUAGCAACAAUGAUUGUCGAAUUAUGGGGGCUGGUCCAACAUCAUUGUGCUGCAGAACUAGGUGUUUAGACGGAGUUCCAUUAGAAAGUAAAAAUAGUAUAAGAGAUGCUGGAAGAUAUACACCAAAGAACAUUAAAUUAGUUUGUCCAAAUCGUUCAGCUUCAUUACCAUUUUUUGCUUUACCAUGUGAUACAAAUAAGGAUUGCAGUACGCUUUUAGGACCAAGUUACGUUUGUUGUAAAAAAAAAUGUGUUCUAGGAGUUCCACCACCGGAAGUUGAAUUAUCACACGAACCGAUUUUAUUCGGACUUGUCGAAAGAAUUUGUCCAUCAGAUCCAAUUCCUGAAUUAUCAGAAAUUAAGGAAUGUGGGUCUGAUCUAGAUUGUGACCCAAGAAUUUGUUGUCCAGAAAAACCGAAUGUUAAUGGAGAAGUUAAAUUUUAUUGCCGCACAGCUGCCCCUGAUUUAGAUAAAAUACCAGCACCUAAAUUAAUUAUUGAUCCUUUAAAAAGUGCUGUAAGUUACAUGCAAUGUACUCCACCUCCACCACCAAAUCUAGAUAUUUUUCCAAAACCCUGCGAAUCCAGCUUUGACUGUUUUCCAAAUUUAUGUUGUCAAGAAAGUGGAAGGAGAUAUUGUAGACCACCGAAACGGUCCCUACUGGCUUUAGUAGCUGAUGUAACUCAACGACUUGGAACAUCAGAAUUUGCAAAGAAAGCAAUAGAACGAAUCACAACUUAAACUACUUAUUAUUUGUUAAGUAUUAAUGUAAAUAAAACAAUUAUUAAAGUUUUAACUUAAAAU